Messenger RNA from Papaver somniferum (opium poppy), 2136 nucleotides. RefSeq names its product splicing factor U2AF-associated protein 2-like. Gene Ontology annotation, biological process: mRNA splicing, via spliceosome. The record is from RefSeq and is a predicted model, not a curated record. Gene Ontology annotation, molecular function: RNA binding. Lineage: Eukaryota; Viridiplantae; Streptophyta; Magnoliopsida; Ranunculales; Papaveraceae. The transcript is spliced from 14 exons. Bases 172 to 1653 code for a protein of 493 amino acids. Gene Ontology annotation, cellular component: U2-type spliceosomal complex; U2 snRNP.
GCUUCUCUCAAAAGUGGGCUAAAACCUGGAAAAAAAAUUUCAUAUAUGUGAGAAAAACACAGCGUUCAUUCUUCAUCUUUCAAACCCCCCAAAAAACCUAAUUUUCUUCGUGAAUGUCAAACCACUGAUUCCGAGAUAACCAAAUCAUCAUCAAGGUUGGUUGUUGUCUAGAUGGAUUCAGGUGUGGAGAAUAGUAGUGAAGGAGGGAGUGGGAAAGCGAUUUCUGAAGUAGGGUGGUACAUACUUGGUGAGAAUCAAGAGCAUGUUGGUCCAUAUGCAUUCUCUGAAUUACAAGAGCAUUUCAAGAAUGGAUACAUCGCUGAAAGUACACUAUUAUGGGCUGAAGGAAGAACUGAAUGGCUGCUGUUGUCAUCGAUUCCUGAACUGUUCACGGGAAUAUCUUUACGGAGACCGGAGCCUGCUGUUGCAGCAGCGACUUCUGACAAUGAUGAUGAGUUCGCCAAAUGGCAGGAGGAGGUUAGAAAAGCAGAACUCGAAGCUGAGGCUUUGAAGCAUGGCUCAAAAUUAAAUGAUGUUGGUGGGUCAGAUCAGUUGAAAGACUUGGAGGGGGAUGUUGACGAGAGGCCUUCCACACCACCUGAUGGUGAGGAAGAAUUCACUGAUGAUGAUGGAACUGUGUACAAGUGGGACAGAGGUCUUAGAGCAUGGGUUCCCCAAGAAAACUUGGUUUUGAAAAGUGAGGAAACAUAUGAAUUGGAUGAGAUGACUUAUCCAAAAGAAGAGGAACUGUUCCCAUCAGUACUGGGUUCUGGCAUCUCUUUAAAAGGAGAGUUUGAUGAUAACACCAAAACAAAAGAAGCAAAACCUGACGCAAAGCGUAAAGCACCUGAGAAGGAAGAAAAGAAGCAGGAAGCAAACAAACCUCCUGAUAGUUGGUUUGACUUAAAAGUUAAUACACAUGUUUACGUUACAGGAUUGCCAGAUGAUGUUACUGCUGAGGAGGUGGUGGAAGUGUUCUCCAGGUGUGGUGUUAUUAAAGAGGACCCUGAAACGAAAAAGCCUCGUGUUAAGAUCUAUGUUGAUAGAGAGACAGGAAGGAAGAAAGGUGAUGCACUCGUGUCUUACAUGAAGGAACCUUCUGUUGAGCUAGCAAUUAAAAUUUUGGAUGGGGCACCUUUCCGGCCUGGUGGAUCUCCUCUUAUGACCGUCAGUCCAGCAAAAUUUGAGCAGAAAGGUGAUAAAUUUGUAACAAAGCAAGUAGAUAAAAAAAAGAAAAAGAAAUUAAAGAAAAAUGAGGAGAAGAUACUUGGAUGGGGGGGCCGUGAUGAUAGCAAGGUGUUGAUUCCAGCUACUGUUAUUCUCCGGUUUAUGUUCACACCUGCUGAAAUGAGGUCUGAUGUUAAUUUAAAGGCCGAGCUGAAGUCAGAUGUUGAGGAGGAAUGCGUGAAACUUGGUCCAGUGGAGCUAGUUAAGGUGUGCGAGAACCAUCCUCAGGGAGUUGUUCUGGUGAGAUUCAAAGAUACAAAGGAUGCUCACAAGUGUAUAGAGCUAAUGAAUGGAAGAUGGUUUGGUGGUAGGCAAGUACAUGCUAGCAUAGACGAUGGUUCGGUUAAUCAUGCUGCGGUUCGUGAUCUUGAGUAUGAUGAAGCUCGGUUAGCUCAGUACGGUGCGGAGCUUGAAGCUGAUGACUGACAAAGAUAGGGAUGCUUUAUGAAGGAGCUAAUAUGGAAGAAACCUGCUUGUCCAAAUUGUAAAAUCUCAGUAACUGAGGCUUAUGUGUUGCACAGAAUGCUUUACUUAAUACUGCAUAUAUAUGGGAGGCUUUUGCAUUGGGAUGGACGGCUUGCGUAAAAUCCCAAUUCAGAUUUUGUGAGUAUUUUGGGCAGAAGGGGUAGAUGUAAAUGAGCGCAUUUAAAGAAUGUUAAGGGCACGAUGAAAACUUUUACUUAGGAUUAUGUUUACAGUCACCAACUUAGCUAGAACGGUAGCAUGCACUGCCUCAUGGCCACGUAUGAGCUCAAUUGCUGAAACACCAACUGACACGAGGUUGUUGAUUAGUCAGUUGAUAAUCUGACAGCCUUAAUUUCCCACUAAUUAAACUUUUUUAUUGGGUGAAUCCAAGUGAUGGAAACACGCGAUAAUGAAGAAUCCACCAACAACUAGAUUAUGUUUUAA